AUCAUCAUGCCGUGAGCUGAAUACACUAAGCAAUGCACAGAAGAUGAGCCACCAUCCGGUACAAUGAUAGGUGAAUCUGACAAUUGGUGACGUAAAGGAGUCAUGUACGCUCUCGGUUUGUCCGUCACCCAAAUACGAUCGCUUACCCGGAGAAGUUCUUUGAGAGUGCGCAGGCGAUAGCAGCACACAGUCAUCUUCGUUGGGCUGACCUUAGUCGCGAGUGGAUCCGUCGUCAACAAGCUAGAAUCGCUAGAGUUGACUGGGAAUCGAGACUUCCGUGUGUACUCGGUCCCCGUAAGUCGCGUCUUUCUUUGUUCUCUCGCAAACAACAGAAGCUCCUCAACAAAGCAAGGGAGAUGGAAGGAGUCCCGGAUCUGAGUGCCUUGCUGAAGGGACGACUACAGCUGUUGUCGAAGGAGUCGGCUCCUGUUGGUCCUUCUGGGGUCCCCGACUCUGGAGAUCAAGGGGGUUCAAAGGAGGGAGCUUCUAAUUCGAACGACGAGGGUGUUAGCGUCGAACCCCCAGCCCCGAGUCCUAAGAAGAAGAAGAAAGAUAAGAGGACGACGGGAAAGUCGUCGGAUGAGACCUCGCUGCCUUUGUCCGCUUCUCUUGCUACGUCGUCUGAAGGUCAAGGGACAAAGAAGAAGAAGAAGAAGAAGAGGACCCGCGACGAGGCGACUUCGCGAGACGAGGCUACCGCUAUGGAUGACGCGACACCCGUAGAGCGUCCCAAAAAGAAAGUUAAGAAGAAGGCCGCUGGAACUGAGCCUGGUUCUUCGGUCGUUGUGCCAUCCUCGGCUGAUGCCGCUAGGGAGGGUGAGGUCAUUCCUAACGUUUCUUUAGAGGAGAAGAGAAAGGCCUUGGUGCAAAGGAGUGGCUCUGGAUCCGAGUCCGCUGGUGGCGAGAAGUCUGUCCCUGGCUCCUCUAUGAGCGGAGGUCCUCGUCUCGAGGGUACUCCUUCAAAGACAGGGAGGAUUGAAUAUCCCGAUCGUGUGGAGUUUCUCUACGACGAAGCGACUCCGUUGGUUCUUAAUCCACUUCGGUGUGCUGAACUGACUCGUCAGAUUCGUGGCGGAACCAAAGAGUUGCCGCCGGUCGACGACCUAUACUUCAAAAAGGAGUACAUUGACGCGGCUAUGGCGGGCAGACGGGUAAACUCGCUUUCCCCUUAUUUUCCUUUCUCUUUCUUAAAAAUUUUUCUAAGUUUUUAUUGCUUUACGCAGAGCGACGGGAGCAUGAAUUAUCUCGUGGAGAAGUACGACAGCACUUUGAAGCAGACGAUGAUCCAGCUGGGCACCUCGGAUAAACUUGCACGGACCAGAUUGGGCGUGAUCGAGAGGUUACGCGCUGAGAACAAAAAGGCCAGCGACAAAGCGGCCAAAGAGAAAGAGGUCCUCCGAGUUAAGUUCGAGGAGUUGGAAGGCAAGCUGAAGUCUGACCGUCUUGCGAAGAAGGACGCUCUCCGCGAGAAAACCCGCUUAGAGCGAUUGGUCGCUUCCCUUGAGAAGGAGAAGGCUGAGCUCGAGGGAGAGAGGGACGCCGUCGUCGGGACGCUGGUCAAAGAGAGGCAACGCCUGAGGGAUUCCAGGGUUCAGGAGGUUACCCGCGAGAGGAUCAGGGUCCAAACGGCUAUGGCGGACAAGUCUACUCGCUGCAUCGGUAAGAUGAAGGGCUAUAUGGAUCGCCUUAUCGCGCGAGAGAAAGCCAAGAACUUAUAUGGGCAGGCUUCAGGAACCAAAAAGUGCCUCGAGAUGAUUAAAGAUAGCGGGAUCGCGAUUCCGCCGAGUAUGAUCAACAUCUUCUCGGAGCAGGAGAAGAUGUAUGAGGCUGAAGUCGCCAAUCUUUAUCUCGAGCCGUUCUCUGAGGAUGACUAUGCUCUCUCUCCUCUCAACCUCCCUUCUCGAUUCGUGAAUGAAGAGCUCAUGGGGGUACUUGACCCGUACGGAUCAAAUGUUGGUCUGAUUGGCCAUGAAUCAGCCUCCCAGUUGAUCACUUCCCGCGAGGCGACUGAAGAUCCAGUCGAUGAGCCGAUGGUAGACAUUACUUCUGCUUUGUCGGAGCGUAUUGUCGUUCCUGAAGGAACUACCAUCGAGGAGCGCCCCGACGGGAGCGAUCCCGAGACCGGGGGCGCGAUUCAAACAGACACGGGGGAUGUAGCCGCUGAAGAUCCGGUCUUGGUUUCUUCAUCUGAGGAGCGGGAAGAGGACGAAGUGGGCGAGGAGGAGAACAGGUCAUCAUCGGCGCUUGUUGAAGGGAUGGUUCCGAACCUGCCAGUUUCAGACCCUCGUGCUCAGGUCGAAGGCCUUGGCAAUCAAGUUCGUGAAGAACAAACGAUCGAAGCGCUUGACCCGAGUAGGGACGAUCAAGACGUUGUCGUCUGAUCUUGUUGUGUGUUAUAUUUAGGAUGCUUUCAUCGGUGGUCUUGAUAGACCUUGUUGUUGUACUUUAAACUCUUUCUAUUUUGUGUUUCUUGUCAGUAUUUGCAACCCUUAAGCGAUUUCAUUUAUCUGUUGUGUGUUUGAAACAUCAGAUUUUCAUAUCUUUAAUUUUUGCAAAUAGACAAGUGAUGAACCGGUAAUUGGUUUUACUCGGCUGUCAUCAUGUUUCGAUUUGGAGUUGUCCAAAAGUCGAUAACAAAGAAUUGAGUAUAAGAGUGAAAGGUCCUUCUGUCCGUUUUCUCAAUGACAAUUAAGCAAUCGGGUAGCUAAGCCGUUACAUUUUAGUCGAGAAAAGGCAAAGAUUCACUCUGUUUAGUCGGUUCAAUGCUUAGGCAUAGGUGAACCGUGACUGUUAGGGUCCUGGAGCCAAGUGUCUGAUCAGAACAUAGCUGCGAGCAAAGGAGCGUGAGUGUCCGCGUAUCCUCUGCUGGAGGCACGGGAACCCUGAUGUGAAAGUCAUUGUUUAUUCAAUUGAGACCUAGGUAAGGUUUUGACUUUGGUUUUGUUACAGCUGGACCUGUUAAGGCUGCCUACGUACCUCGGUUGAGGAUCAAGCCAUUCGUAGUUCGUUUUUCCCAAGUAAAAGUGACUGUGAGUGGCGCAUUUACUCGGUCGAGUAGAAGUGACUACGGGGGUGCAUCUACUCUGUUUUUUUUUGUUACAGCUGGACCUGUUAAGGCUGCCUACGUACCUCGGUUGAGGAUCAAGCCAUCCGUAGUUCGUUUUUCUCCUGAGUAAAAGUGGCCGUGAGGGGCGUAUUUACUCGGUCGAGUAGAAGUGACCACGGGGGUGCAUCUACUCGGUUUUUUUUUUUUUUUUUUUUUUUUUUUUU
Brassica rapa (field mustard) is the source of this 3270-nucleotide messenger RNA. RefSeq lists its product as uncharacterized. The record is from RefSeq and is a predicted model, not a curated record. NCBI's taxonomy places the organism in Eukaryota, Viridiplantae, Streptophyta, Magnoliopsida, Brassicales, Brassicaceae.